ACCCCGCCUCUUGUUACCAAAGCCGGUGUCUGAGAGAGAUCCUCGGACUCGAAACGCCGUCUGUUGAUGUCGUCGAUUUGUACUCAUUUGUUUACAAAACACCGCGGAGAGGCUGCGAACGUGCGUUUGGUGUGAACCCAAACGCGCCGCCUCUCACCCGGACGACACUCUAGUCUCGUUGUUUUCCUUUUGGGACGAGCGUGGGUUUCCCCCAUCCGGAUGAAAGGAUCCUUGGCACAUUUUUGUUCUUGCGACGAGGGCACGAGACACGGGAGAACCGCGCCAACAGGAUCCUAACUCCAGCCCGGCAAAGCCAAGACCAAGAUCGUUCUUCAAUUUUACGAGGGGACUUGAAUUAAAGGAAUGCUGCUUUCCAAGCUCAACUCCCUGGCCCACAUUUCCAGCGACAUGCCGGCGAAGCUGCAAGUUCAUCCAGCGAGGGAACCUUUCGAGAAGCUCUACCAGGUCGGGGCGGUGUUGGGCAGCGGCGGUUUCGGCACCGUGUAUUCUGGCACUAGGACGUCAGACGGAGCACCGGUGGCUGUAAAACAUGUCGCCAAGGACCGCAUCUCCGAGUGGGGGGAGCUGCCCAACGGCUCCCGGGUCCCGAUGGAGAUCGUGCUGUUAAAGAAGGUCGGCACAGGCUUCAGGGGCGUCAUCAAAAUGCUGGACUGGUUUGAGCGAGCGGACAGCUUCAUUAUCGUCAUGGAGAGGCCCGAAAACGUCAAGGAUUUGUUCGACUUCAUCACGGAGAAGGGCGCCCUGCCCGAGGAGCUGGCCCGCAGCUUCUUCCGCCAGGUGCUCGACGCCGUGCGUCACUGUCACAGCUGUGGCGUGGUGCACCGAGACAUCAAGGACGAGAACAUCCUCAUCGACCUCCGGACCGGAGAGACCAAGCUCAUCGACUUUGGCUCUGGAGCCCUGCUGAAGGACACCAUUUACACAGAUUUUGAUGGCACUCGAGUUUACAGCCCACCAGAAUGGAUCAAAUACCACCGCUAUCAGGGGCGCUCGGCCACAGUUUGGUCGCUGGGUGUGUUGCUGUACGACAUGGUGUGUGGAGACAUCCCAUUCGAACAUGACGAGGAGAUCCUCCAAGGACAAGUCCUUUUUAGGAGGAGAAUCUCUGCCGAGUGCCAGCAGCUGAUCAAGUGGUGCCUGUCUUUGCGGCAGGCCGAUCGGCCGUCCUUUGAGGACAUCAUCAACCACCCAUGGAUGCAGAGCACGCCCUCUUCGGCGCUGCUGCCCACGCCGCAAACGGACAAGUCGAGCACAGAGAUCAAGUUGCACAGCAUCAGCCACGAGCCCUCGGCCUUCACGUCGACCUCUGUGGCCGUGGCGCUGUGACGGUGGAGAAAAGUGCCGCGUUUGGAACCUCGCCAUCCUUGUGCCUCACUUGAUUUACUCCCUGUGAUCACAUCAGACCACCAUCGAUCUCUGUGGACUCUGAUGCCUGAUUGUUAGCCUGUACGAGGGCGUGCUCUGCUUACUGAACAGCACAUGUUGCCAGGAGGGUGCGAGUUAUGUAACCACUCUGCUGCAGAUUUGUUUUUAAAAGUGCCUUAUGAGACUGUUGGGGGGAGGGGGGACCUGGAAAUACUUGAAUAUUUGGAAUGCAAAAAAAAAAGGCUAAUGUUAUUGAUAGUCUUUCAUUUUUUUUUUUUAAACAAUGCUCAAGGCUUUAUCUUAUUUUUUUCCACUCAUGGGCCUAGAUCAGUGAAGCCUAUGUCGUUACGUUACAACCACCACUAGCACUACUACUGGUCAAUCCAAUCUCAUUAGCAACCAGACGAAACCUCACGGCUCUGGCAGCAUCCUGUGCAAACAUCAGAACUGGACUUACCUCACCUGCUUCUCAACCGCAGCAUCUGCCUUUCUCUUUUCCUUCCUCCGUGUCACAACCACACCCUGAACCACUCCUCAAUGCAAAAUCGGGCAUCGCGAAAUGCACCAUCCUCCGGCAUCAUCUUCUCCUUGACAUAUUUGAAAAGAUUAUGUCAAAACAGUGCCUCACACAGGUCUUAAAACAUUGGGCGGGAGUCUUGAAUUAUAUAAUAUGGUAUUUAUUUUUUUUUUCUGCGACAAGCUUCUUAUCGAGAUUUUAUUUAUUUAAUUUAUGAGAAGAAUUACGGCUGUUCAAUUGUUUCAUUCCACAGUCACUGAAGGGCCCACCGUUAUUUAAGACACAAAAGCAAGAAUAUUUUUUGACCAUAUUUAUUAUGGCUUGAAUUUUGUUUUGUAACAAAAGAGCAGACACACGCGUGUGUAUGAUUGUAUAUGUCUUGUAAAUAACUUGUAAAUAGUUCCCAAAGCACUUCCAUGUUAGUGUAUUUGAACACUGAACGUCUACUGAUGAACUGUUGGAUGCAGUGUGCCUGCGUGUAUGUGAAAGCGAGAAACCUCAUUUGGAUGCAGCUUUGAUUGUUCAUUUCCUUCAACCAUUCAGAUUAGAAUUGUACAUGAUGUUAGAAAUUAUUUUUUUAUACGAGUUCAAUAAAUAUUUUGGUUACAACGUUGA
Hippocampus comes (tiger tail seahorse) is the source of this 2518-nucleotide messenger RNA. RefSeq names its product Pim-1 proto-oncogene, serine/threonine kinase (gene pim1). Gene Ontology annotation, biological process: negative regulation of apoptotic process; protein autophosphorylation. Bases 364 to 1347 code for a protein of 327 amino acids. Gene Ontology annotation, molecular function: protein serine/threonine kinase activity; ATP binding. The record is from RefSeq and is a predicted model, not a curated record. Lineage: Eukaryota; Metazoa; Chordata; Actinopteri; Syngnathiformes; Syngnathidae. Gene Ontology annotation, cellular component: cytoplasm. The transcript has 6 exons.